Molecule: messenger RNA, 6808 nt
Organism: Ruditapes philippinarum (Manila clam)
Lineage: Eukaryota; Metazoa; Mollusca; Bivalvia; Venerida; Veneridae
Product: YEATS domain-containing protein 2-like
Exons: 18
Coding region: 168-4136 (1322 amino acids)
Biological process (GO): regulation of transcription by RNA polymerase II; chromatin remodeling
Cellular component (GO): NuA4 histone acetyltransferase complex
Molecular function (GO): histone binding
Source: RefSeq, a predicted model, not a curated record
AUCGCAAAAUUCGUUCAAGCGAAACUUUAGUCAUUUCUUUUCUAUUUUUACAACCAAAGUGAAAUUUGUGGGUGGGGUACCAUUAAACACAGAAUAUUGAUCAGCAUGUUCAAAAGAAAUUAAACACAGAAAGACAUUUUUCCAUCAGAUCGUGUAGUAUAUUUAGAAUGACAGCAAAACGUUCACAUAUAGAGAUUGACCCUGAUUAUGAAGAUGUCUCUGAAGUACAGAACAAGAGGAGGCGUGUCAUCGAAGAAGGAGCCAAAGAAGCUACAAAGAAGAAGAUUGUUUCUAUUAUCAAGAACCAGUUUGACAUGGAAGUCAGUAAUAAAGAAGCGGAACUUCUUAACAUUAGUGAGAAGUUGGAAUUGGCUAGAAGCAUGAUGGAUAGAUUAAGAGCAUGUAUUAUUGCCAAUUUCUAUGGAAACGCAAAUCAGCAGAAAUCCUCGAAGAAGUCAGCUGAUCAAGCACCAAUGAUUCAUCCAACAGUUAGAAAAUUUAUUGGUAAAGCGCCACCUGGCACCCCUGCAUUGCCCAAUCAAAGUGAAGUAAAACAAGAGGCUCCCGAAGGGAAUGCACAGCAGACAGAAUUUGUGUCUGAGAGAAUUGGAAUAAUAACACCAAAAGGACACAGAAAGCCGGAAGCAGAGACCUCGAAAAAUAGUAGCGAGCAAAAUGAUUCAAGAACUGGCAGAUUUAAAGUGAAGAAAAGGAUAAUUGUUGGAAAUGUGUCUAAGAGUAUCCCAGCAGAUCAGCGGGACGAGAAUGAUCAGGCCACACACAAAUGGAUGGUUUAUGUACGAGGACCUAAAAACAGUCCUGGUAUUGACGACUUUGUAAAAAAAGUUUGGUUCUUCUUGCAUCCGAGUUACAGACCCAACGAUUUAGUAGAAGUCAGUCAGCCUCCUUUCCACCUGACAAGGCGUGGCUGGGGAGAAUUUCCUGUCAGGGUGCAGUUACAUUUUAAAGAUCAUAGAAACAAAAAAAUGGAUAUUGUACAUAACCUAAAGUUGGAUAGAACAUACACAGGUCUUCAGACUUUAGGCUCUGAAACUGUUGUAGACAUUGAAAUUGAAAAAGACAUUCCUAAAGUGAAACGAGAAAAAUCCAGUAGUUCAGUGAAGAUAAAGAAGGAAAUAGGUGCUGAAGACAUUACAUCAGGGGCACCAGCACAGGACAGUACUGUUGCCAUGGAGAUUAAAGUGGAACCAGCAGAUGAUCAUGAUUAUGGAAGGUCUGCUUGUUUAGGUGGUAGUGAAACAAGUUCUGAAAGUUUGGCCAACAGGCAAGUGGGAAUGAAUCAUGAAUCUAGUGCAUCUGGAAAUAAAAGUAAUAAUUCAAGAGAAACUUCAUUGUUGGCAGAACAUUUACUGUUUUCUGGGAACCGAGCAGAGGCAGUGGUCAGCCAGAGCAUUAUAACUACGCAGCCACUCACCUUGGUCCCUGUGGGUUCACCUCUGCCUCAGAGUUCAAAUUUACCAAGAAUGUACCCAGUCACCCCACCAAAGAACAAUAUAGUACAGCUUCAGGCAGUCAGUCCUGGUGUUAAAGGUGCAUCCCCUUCUAGAAAUGUUAUAUUGAAAGGGUUAGGGUCACUAAGUGCCUCGAAUGUUGGUGGAAUAAAAACUGUGGUGGGCACCAUGCCAAACACAUUAAUUCAGUUAAGUCCAACUAAAAGUCAAAAUUCUAAAAAUAACUUCAUGGUUCCCUCUCAACCUGUUAUACUCACAAAUGUGCCUGGGAAUCAGCCAAGAGCACAGACUGGAUUAAUACAAACAAGUCCUGUAUCAAAUUUAAAGGUGAACAAAACUGUGAACCAAUCUGCAAAUUCAAAUCUUAUAUUUUUGAAAUGUACAGACAAUCAAGGGAAAACUUACCUCAUACCUCAACAAAUUGGUUCAACUAUUGCAGCAUUGCCCAGGGGAAGUAACCCUGGUCAGAUAAGAGUAGCAUCUCCCAUUACUCAGCCUGUUUUACUGGCCUCAAAUGUUGUAAAUAGUAAACCAGAUGUUAGGCUAUCAGGGGUUCCGUCUGCUAGCCAUUUGAGAGUGAGUCCAUCAACACUGGGGCAAAAUUCAAGGCAGAACAUCACACAGUCUGCCAAAUCAUCGGAAAAUGGGCCAGUAUUAUUUAUUAAACCUGACAACAAUUUAAGUAAAAGGCUGACAAAUGCAACUUUGGUAAAAUCAAACUGUCUCACCCCUGUUUCUAGUACUUUAAAACUUAAAUCUCAAAACAGUGUUCAGUUAGUGCAAAGUGUUCCUCAAAAUCAGAAUGUGAAUAUUUUGAAUCUGAAGUCUGGGAAGCAGACGGUAGUGAAUUCUGGGAACCAGUCUAUGGUAAGAGGUCAAUUGAAGGUCACUUCUCAGGGAUUGAUUCAAGUUCAAGGUCAGCUGAAACCUCAGCAACCUUUAAGAAUUGAUAAGACACAUUUGAAUCUUGUUGAACAAAGAGUUCCAGUAAAUGGUGGAUUGGUGCCUGGCUUAGCACAGCCAGUGAAAUCAAAGCCACAUCCUCUGAUACUGGUACCUGGUGCAAAUAAUAAAGUAGACAUGCUGCAGAGUAAAGGCAAAUCUUUACUGAGUAAUUUACAAGUGCCACAGUCUAAUGGAAAUGUGAUUGUGAUGAGCCAGUCCGAGGCUGUUUCUAAAAAUAGUAACAUUGGAAAAGUUGUGAUAAAUCCUGCAGGAAUUCUUACCCAAUCGGAACAAGGAAAGUUAAUUGUUAAUAAAGGCAAAACUGUUGAUCGAGAUGCAGAAUCAUCUCACAUAAAGCAGCCUGGUUUAUCUAAUCAUAUACUCAUUGUGCCAGUUUCCUCGAAAUCUGCCGUUACCAUGGAAACGAAAGACUCAACAAGUGCAAAUAGUAUCUCAAAACUUGACACUGUAGUAACAAAUGGCCAGCAUCGUCAUGGGCAACAAUCUUUUGAAUCUCAAGACAAGACUUUGAUUGUUGUUCAGAACGACAAAACUCUAAAUACUGCAAAUUGUGAAAAUACUCAGGGCGGAAAAGUGAUGUCAAGUUUGCUUAGUUCUAAUUUAGCAUCACAGUUAAAUCAAUUAAGUGCAAAUAAACACGAGACUCCGGUUACGAUAAAGACUAGUGAUAGUACGGAGAGGAAAAUAAUUGUCGUAAACGGAGAAGACGCGGGCAAAAGUUGCCCGAAAAAAUUGAGCUGGCCGGGGGAUAAGAGGAUUAUGUUAGACCCGAAAAAGAAACGGCAAAAUAAACCGGUGGUUGAAGUCAAGGAGAAAGAUUCUAUAACACCUUUGAGGAUAGAGGACUAUCCAGAUUUAUUGUCUGUGAUACAAGCUGCUGUGAGAAGACAUCCUGUAGUGUCGUCUGCAGUAGGUCGACACCUACAUCCGUACUGUGCAAGGUCGAAGGAAGAGUGGUUAGCUUGGAAUGUUGGGAAACGACGAGCAUCUGAGUGGCAGAGAGCGUCAACUGUGAGACAUUUUGUACAAACAUAUUUACAAGAUGGACUGACAUACAAUGGGGAUUCAUUAUGGACAGUAAAACAGAUCUUAACAUGGUGUAGACUACAUGCCUAUAGUCCACAUUAUCUUGAGCGUCCACUUCACCCGACAGCCAUAGAUUUACAAGCAGAGACUUCUUUACCUUCCGAUCAGCAACACAGGAAGUUUACAUCUGUAACCAAUAGUAACGAUGUUAUACAGGAAGUGACAUCAUUGCAAAAUCUUGUACCUGCAGUUGAAUAUCAAAGUGAUGAGGAAAUUGAUAUCUUAUCAACAAAUACAAAGAAGGUGUAUGUAAAACAGAAAGCAGACACACAUGUACCAUUAACUGAUAUAGAGAUGUUACCUAUAACUGAGGGGGCACCUUUUGUAGAGAAAGUGGUUCAAGAGGUUGGUAUAAAACUUGUACCAACAGAAGUUGAGCCUUCAUAUUUCAGCACAGUGUCACAUGGAAUGUUAUAUAAGGCCAUGGAGUUAUUUAUGGGAGAUGUUUUAAGGGAGACAUUUGCGUUGAAAGUUAACAUGGGAAGAUACCCAGAUGCUCUUGGUGUUGCAGACGUCUAUUCAGCACUAAAUUCUCAACCAAUCACAGACUUUCUUACAAAUAAAUUUCUUGGAGUUGAGGAAAAUAAUGGACUUCCAAAAAUGGAGAGAUGACAGUGUUUGAAAGAAAAAUAAAUACUUAAAACUUCAAUAAUGACAUAUUGAUUGUUAACCUGUAAUUGCAUGACCCAGUCUCAUAAUACUGUUGUGGGCUUUUUUUAAACCCGACAAUUUGAAGAAUAGGGAGAGCUAUUGUACUCUCCCAAGCGUCGGCGUCACACUUUGGUUCAAUUUUUGUGCAUGCUAGUAGGUGUCUCAAAAACAUCUGAAGGGAAUAAGUUGAAACUUCAAAUACUUAUUGUAGAUUAAAAUAGAAGGUUACUCUGCAAGGCUUUACUCUAACUUAGAUUUUAACAGAAUUAUGGCCUCUUGUUUUCUAAGAAAAUCCUACAUUGUCAAGGCUCCUGUUUUUACUACCAAGCACUGAGAAUAGUGGAACAUGCUGUGGUAUCUGCAGCACUUGUUAUUGAAUACAAAUCUGUCAGAGUUUGAAUCAUUGUUUUUGACAAUUCCUUAUCUUGAAACUUUAAGGGUUGUGGCAUUAGAAUUGCAGCCACCGUUUAUCCCUGUGUGAUCAUAAGAGGCAAUUAAAUGGGUUCAUAUUACUGGAAUCUAUGCAUCUCUUAGCUCUGGCAGGUGAGGUGGUUUGGGCACCUGGUAUUGUUUAAGUUUGUAGCACCAGAGGCUAGCCAAAAUCAUCUUUCCUGUUUCGGUGCCAUAAUUAUGUCCUAAAGUUUGCUGGUGCAUCUCUAAAACCAUAACGAAACAAAUUAUCCUGAAACAUUCAUUUGAUUGCAAUUCAGUCAGUAAUUACUUUAUAACUGCAAUCAGUAAUUACUUAAUUACUGAGUACUGACUCCUAAAAGGGACUUCAUUAAGUUUUUUAUACGUGAAGUGACUGGAUUUUUUUCCAGACUGAUGUACCAUUUAAAGAUGGUCUGGAGUAAUAAGUUAUGUGCAAAAUUUUAGAUCAUUUGCUCAAUUUUUUUUUUUCGGGAAUAAUUUUUUUGGGGCGCAAAAUGACAAAAAUUUAAAAAAAAAAAUCCUUUUAAAAUGUCCUUCAGCUUUUAUAUUUUAUUUUCUGUUAAUAAAACAAUUCUGUGUUGUUUCAAUCUGAGUAUUUCAGUAAUUCUGUCAUGGAAAAGUGCAUCGUAUCUCUUUAAGCCUUCUUCAAACCAGCUUACCAAGGGCUAUUUAUAAUGCAUUUAUUUCUAAAAUUGUUAGAUUGGGAAAAACUUGAAUGUAGCCCAUAUUCAAACAUUUUAAAAGUUAUCAAUAUGAAACUUGCUUAUCAUGACAAGGUGCAGUUGUAAGACAAGGGGCAUAACUCUGAAAGUAAUAUUUUUGGAGUUAUGCCUGGGUUUUGACUUGGAAUUUUUGUCGAAAUUGGUGCACAUAACAGACGAGGGUGAACACAGCACUUUUGCAUUUUUGUGAAAGUAGGAUCAAGUAUAAAUAUAUAAUAUAUGUGAACUAUUUAUUACAUAUUGUUGAGGAAUAAAUGUGGAUCUUUUAAUAGCAUUUCUACAAUUAAUAAGGAACUCGGCAGUAAAAGGUUAAUAUAGUUGUUUAAGUGGCAUCAAACAUUCGUAAUAUUUCAGGCAUCAUAUUUAAACAAAAAUUGAAUAAUAUAACAUUUACAUUUUUUUGUUAGAUUUUAAGUAAAUCAGAUUUAUGACAAGUGGCAAACAACCUAAAGUGCAUAAAAAUGAAAUCAGAAAUUUGUUUAAUUGGAUUGUCUCCCUUGGGUUAUUGUUUUGCACUUCAACAGUUUAGACAGCUACAGUUCUGUAAAAAGGUAACUCAGUCCAUUUUAAUCAUUAAAGGAUUGUUGAAGAAUGGCCUUUACUAACAGGGUGAUUUGUAUUCAUAGGGGGUCUUCAUCACAAGUUUGACUGUAUAUAAAAUUAUAGUAUGACCUCAUAAAUUAGGAUUAAAUUACAUCUUCUGGCAUUAAUUGUAUGCAUCAAAUAUUUAUCUUAAAGUCAUUAUUUAGCAAACCCCAGGUCAAAUUAAAUGUAUUCUGCCAGGGAAAUAUCUACAAUUAAUUGAUAAUUAUAUUAUGUUAAGAUUGAAUUUGUUAUCUUAAGCAGAUAGUUGCGUAUUGUGUUACUGUAGAACCAGUUAAACCUGUCACAUGAUUAUUUUUAAGCCUCUAAGAAACCAAAACAUCUUUUUGUGUCUUGAAAUGUUUGCUUGAAUACUGAAUGUUUUGAAUGAAGAUAAAUUGAAUUGUUCUAAAUAGAGUGAAACCCCUGUUAAUUAGAAUUAUUCUGGAAAAAUGGAGUAAGCAAAUGAUCUGAAAUUUUGCAUACAAGUUAUUGGUCUAAACCUCCAUCAAACAGAAAAUUAAUCUUGAAAUAUUAUUUCCAGUCCUGUCAUAUCAUAAAAACCUGAGUGGAGUCCCAUUAACUUAGUUUUUUUACCAAACAAUGAGUAAAAAUUCAUGUUUUUUAAGAUGUUAUUAUGAUGUGUUAUUUUCUGUUGACCAUGCUUGUUAUAUAAUUAUAUGGUUUCUUUUUUACCAUACUCAGUUGAAAUGUUUUUAUCAAGUUAUCAUAAUAUUAGUUUACUGCAAUAUCAUGUAAUUAUUAUGGGUAGGUAUUGUGUAAAGUUUAGAUUGUUCAGCUGCACUAUGUACUGUUUAUAUAGGAAAUAAUGAAAUGCAAUUUGUUUAUAGCAAAUAUUUACAAUUUGCACAUGUUAAAGAAUAAAAUUUUUAUAUA